AUGGCUUCUCAGCGGGUAUUUCAGCUUGGUCUGCGACGGGCGGCCGCGCCUGGUCUGAGGGUACAACCUGCGGGACGUAUGGUCCAGCGGAGACUCGCAGCAACGGAACACGCAUCACAGUCCGAAGCCGCCGAGAUCCUCGCGAAACAGCGCAUCAACCGCCCCGUCUCCCCCCACCUGGCCAUCUACAAGCCGCAAAUCACCUGGUACGCCUCAUCGCUGAACCGAAUCACCGGCAUCACACUGUCUGGCUCCCUCUACCUCUUCGGCAUCGCCUACCUUAUCGCUCCUUACACUGGGUGGCACCUUGAAACCCAGUCGAUGGUAGCGACCGUCGCUGCUUGGCCUGCGGCUGUGAAGGCGGGACUGAAGGCUUUCUACGCUUUCCCUUUCUUCUUCCACAGCUUCAACGGCUUGAGGCAUUUGGCUUGGGACGUCGGUAUCGGAUUCAAGAACCAGCAGGUUAUCCGAACGGGAUGGACUGCUGUCGGCUUGACCGUCGCCUUCAGCCUUUACUACACCUUCCUUGGAUAA
Alternaria atra is the source of this 534-nucleotide messenger RNA. RefSeq lists its product as uncharacterized. Gene Ontology annotation, cellular component: membrane. NCBI's taxonomy places the organism in Eukaryota, Fungi, Ascomycota, Dothideomycetes, Pleosporales, Pleosporaceae. Bases 1 to 534 code for a protein of 177 amino acids. The transcript has 2 exons. Gene Ontology annotation, biological process: tricarboxylic acid cycle; mitochondrial electron transport, succinate to ubiquinone. Gene Ontology annotation, molecular function: succinate dehydrogenase activity; electron transfer activity. The record is from RefSeq and is a predicted model, not a curated record.